Molecule: messenger RNA, 2055 nt
Organism: Guillardia theta CCMP2712
Lineage: Eukaryota; Cryptophyceae; Pyrenomonadales; Geminigeraceae
Exons: 9
Coding region: 1-2055 (684 amino acids)
Biological process (GO): protein desumoylation
Cellular component (GO): nucleus; cytoplasm
Molecular function (GO): SUMO-specific endopeptidase activity
Source: RefSeq, a predicted model, not a curated record
AUGAUCAUCCACUUGUGGUCGUCAUACGCCAUGCCGAAGGCUGAGCAGCGCCCGAAGCAUGCAACGCGGUCGGAUCAUGUACCACAGACGACAGACAAGUACAAGACUGAUGGGAGGGAAGGAGAUAAGAAGAGGAAGGCAGAAGAGAGGGCAGAAGUCGUUGCUCGCAAGGAUGUGGAUCUUGAGGGCAAUAAGGGAGGGAGGAGAAGAGAGGAGAAAGGAAAGCUGGAAUGUGCUACAGUGGCGGAAACAUCAAAGGACGCAGACGACGACGUGGUCGAGACGAGAGGUCACUCCCAGAAGAUCACCAGGGGGCAGAGAAAAGCGAACAGAGAGGAGGAAGUCACCAUGCAGUUUGACGGAGAAGAGGCACAGGGAAACGACGCCACUAACAGGGUAGACCCGUCCUCUAAAAAGACAAGAAGCGACACGAAGAGAGACAAGGAUCAUGAGGUGGUAGAAUUAGAAUUGAUAGAGGAUCCUACCGAUGCGGACAAUCCCGCUGCGGCCAAGAAAGCUGCACAAACUACUAGAAGACCUCAGCAAGAGGAGGCAAACGACCACGAACCCAACCGAAGGAAAUCCGCCGACGGUAGAGACAGCAAGCAUCGAGCGGUGGAAGAAGCAUUGCAACCAGAGGGAAGGACGCGGGGACAGUCGAGAAAGAAUGCAGAGCCCCCCCGCGAGAAGGAGAUCAAAGAGCACAGGGGAGAAGAUCCGAUACAGGUGAGCAGUCCAGAUCCCGCCCCCGCAGAUCGCCCUGCAAGGAGCGGGGUGUCUUCUUCAGGUACCAGGGCUGGCCAACAUCAGCAGGGAGCAGCGAGCUCUGCCGAGGCGACAUCCAGCUCGGCUCCAGCUGACGCUGAUGACGGCAGUGAGCAAGUGCACAUGGAAACUGAAACAACGAUAAUUGGCAGUCAGUCCCCUCCGCCUGAGCGAGCGCCAUGCCCCCCUGUUACUCCCUCUCCCAAUCACAGCGACGCUGCGCAGCUGAAAGAGGAGAGAGAGGAUGCUGAAGGCGUCCACAGAAGCCCUUCGACGACAGAGGGAGACGCCUCGAGUUGCCCGACCAACUCCGACAAGACUGCGAGAGCAGAGGGUAGUGCAGGUCAGGAGAAGGAAGCAGAAGAUACGAGGCCGCAGAAGCGGUUGCGAUCAGGCAGCAAGGAAACUUGUUUCUACAAGUUCAAGGAUCCAAGGGAGGUUGUGCUGGUCUACCCACUGGCGAAGUCGACGGCCAAGAAGCAAGAGGGGCUGAUAACGGUGACGGCAAAGGACUUUGAGACGUUGAGGGAGGAGGAGCUCUUGAACGACACGAUCAUUGAGUUCUACAUCAAGUUCAUCGAGCAGCGGAUGGACGCGCAGACGAGGGAGCGAUGUUACUUCUUCAGCACAUUCUUCUGGAAGAAAUUAUUGCAAGGGAGAACACCGGAGGAGAGGCACCGCAAUGUUGCCACUUGGACGAGAAAGUUGGACAUCUUUGAGAAGGAUUUCUUGUUCAUCCCGAUCUGCCAUGAAGUGCACUGGACUCUUGCUAUCAUUUGCGCGCCGGGUGGAGUGGUCAAUCUAGACAAGGAUGCAGCGAGCGGAGAGUGCAGAGACGACCGGGGGAGGCAGCACACGAUCUUGUACCUCGACUCGAUGGGGGGAUACAUGAAGGACGCAGUGGUGAAGCUGACAGACUACCUCAAGUUCGAGUGGAAGGUGAAGAAGGAGGAGGAGAAAAAGGCUGGCAAGGGCGGGGAGGGCGGGGGCGUGCACUUGUCGUCAUCCCACGGCAUGAGAAAGUGCAUCUGUUCUGCCCGCUGCCUCUUCCUGCCACAGCAGAACAACUCGUGUGACUGCGGGCUGUUCCUUCUCAGAUACAUCGAGCUGUUUUGCGAGAAGUACGUGACCAACCAGAUGAGUUAUGAAGACAUCCAAGAUGAGCAAACGCUGAAAUGGUUUGAGCGCAACGAGAUCUCGAACAUGCGAGCUGAGAUCCAAAACUGCAUCAUGCAACUGAGAGACGAGUGGAAGAGAGAGAACGGAGAAAUUGUAGAUCGCAAUGGAUGA